This is a messenger RNA of Chaetomium strumarium, 1636 nucleotides long. RefSeq names its product thaumatin family-domain-containing protein. Gene Ontology annotation, biological process: defense response. Gene Ontology annotation, cellular component: extracellular region. Bases 241 to 1422 code for a protein of 393 amino acids. The record is from RefSeq and is a predicted model, not a curated record. The transcript has 2 exons. NCBI's taxonomy places the organism in Eukaryota, Fungi, Ascomycota, Sordariomycetes, Sordariales, Chaetomiaceae.
GGCGAGUCGUUCUCUUCGUUCCUAUGCUCACCGUCGCAUGCCCUUCUUACCUCAGGAUAUCGGGUGACUCAGUCCGAGGUUGUCGCUCGAUAAGGUGGCCCAUCAGCAAAGGGUCUUCGUCUUCGAGCAGGAGGAUCAACAGAGUGCAGACUUUCCAAGACAAUUUUCCUCUCGCUGCUGCUAAUCACCAAGAGAGCCGUUGCGUCUGUCUUGACACCGAACAGCUACACGCCAAUCGACAUGACCACCGCCAACAUGGCCAUCACCCCGAGCAACUCGACCGCAAUCCCGUUCACCAUCGCGAACAGCUGCGGCGAGACGAUCUGGCCCGGCAUCGCAACUCAGAACGGCACUGGGCCCGGGACAGGCGGCUUCGAGCUCGCGCCGGGCGGCAGCAGGACACUGUUCGUGAGUCCAGACUGGGCAGGGCGAGUCUGGGGGAGGACCAACUGCUCGUUCAACAGUGACGACAGCGGGGCGGGCUAUCGCAGCGGUGCGGAUGGGUACGGAGCGGCGUGUCGGACGGGGGACUGCUUUGGCAAGUUGGACUGCGAGUUCCCGGGCCAAGUUCCCACCACCCUCGCCGAGUUCACGCUCCAGGGCGGCAGCUCCAACAACCAAACCUUCUACGACAUCUCCCUCGUCGACGGCUACAACCUCCCGCUAGCCAUCAUCUACCACCCGGCCGCCAACACCACCUGGAUCCCGCCCAGCCUGACCAACCCAGCCUGCAUCGCCACGGCAGGCUACAUCUUCACGCCUGUCGCCUCUUCCUCACCGUCGAACUCAAGGCUCCGCUUCACCCACUCGGUCUACCCUUACCCCUUUGAGGAUUACCAAACAGACGCCACCCUCUCAACCUGGUGUCCCCCCUCCUUGCUCCAUUCCGCCCUGCCAAGACCCAUUGGCCUCCCCUGGUGGGAGCGUCGCCCUUCAUCCACUUCAUCUACUUCACCAUCUCCCAACAGCAACAGCAACGACAACAACCGCCCGGCCUUCCAGCCCUGCCUGUCCCCCUGCUCAGCCUACCACACCGCCGCCGACUGCUGCACGGGCCCUUUCAACUCGCCCGACACGUGCAAGCCCUCGGCCUACAGCCAAGCCGCGAAGCGGGUGUGUCCCGAUGCCUACAGCUUCGCGUUUGACGACCGCGCCAGCACGUUUGUGGUGCCCUCAGGCGGCGGCGGCUGGGAGGUCCGCUUCUGCCCGAGGGGGAUGCGGAGUACGGAUAUCUUAGGGAGGUUUGCUGAUGAGGUGGAGCAGGUUGGCCAGGGGAGGAAGUUGAGUGACGAUGCGCUGAGGCGGAUCAGGGGUGGGAGUGUAGAGAGGGGCGAGGCGACUGGGCACUUAAAGGGCAGAGAAACGGGGUGGAGGGUUGUGGGAGUUGUUUUGGCGGUGGCCAUGGCUUUGUUUAUGGUCUAAGGGGGUGACGGUACCUAGCUACGGUACCUAUGGCAGAGAUCAUGGCGGUCUGGCGAGAUAGAUAUUGUAUUGUACAUACAUACCUGGCGGAGGGUGUAGUUAGCAGAGGUUGGGGUUCCACCUAGGAGGCCCGUUGCUCGCUUUUGAGGCGUGUGUAGACCCUACAUUCUCCCAACCUAGAGAAUUCAUACAGGCGCCUUUUUCUCCGUUAAAA